AUGCCUACCACCCAGGUCACCCCAACGGAGGAUGUUCUGCUGCAAGGGAUUGCCGAGUCUCUUUUCAAAGCCCGAAAGGUCGUGGUCAUUACGGGCGCAGGCAUCAGUACCAAUUCGGGCAUUCCUGACUUCCGCAGCGAAAACGGGCUUUACUCCCUGAUCCAAGCCCAGUUCGAUGCCGCAAAUCGGGUGGACGUUGUCGAACCGAGGGGUUUUGGGUCAGCUGAUGUCAAUCGCGAGGAACGAGAACCGCCUGCGAAACGGAGGAGACUUUCAUUCGAGGAUUCGGGCAUUUGCCUAAGUGACGACUCGCAAGACUCACAAAUUUCGACAGACGCGGAGAGGUUUAGGUCGAACGCAGUCGGCACACCUUCUCAAGCGUCCGUUUUGCAGGGCCACAGCUCAACCGUGGCAAGGUCUACCGGCCCCGUCACAAGAGCGAGGUCAAGGGAGUCCACCGUGGAUGACAGGAGCGCGCGACAAAAUAUCCGUACCGAUGAUGCACUCAUUACGGACGACGGAGCCAUCUUCACCAGAUCAUCUAUGGAGAUCACGAGAGCUCAGUCUUCACCCCCGGACGAGGGGCCCCGGAAGGACCUGGAUGCUAUUAGAUGUCUUGGCGCCUUGGAAGCUCACAGUAGCCCAGCACAGACCGACAGAGCUGCCCGCAGCUAUCUUCGGAGGAGGGGAAGAUCUGCAAGCCCUUGUGCCCAGCGAGCCAACGCUUAUCAGGCGAGCUCUGCUGAGAUGCGUAAGAGGUCUCUGCUGACAUCUACCGUUGCCUCUGUGCCAGGGACUGAAAGUAAUGAAGCAGUCAUCUCAACUUCAGGUCCCAACCGGCCCAGUGUUACCCUCUCCAAGGCUGGUGUGCAGUUGGAGGAAGGGCAUCACUCCUUUGACCCAACUUUAAAAACUUCCGUCCACAUUACACCAAAAGCUUCGAGAUUCUUCUUCAGCUCCUCGCCUCUGUCGUCGCCACCAAGCAUAUUUCCGCAAACACCCACUUUCCAAAGAGACACAGACCGCUUCACACGAUCAACUCUACGACAGCAGCCAAUGGGUUUCAGUUCCUCGCCAUUGUCAUCACCUCCGCCAGUCUUAUUCGACCCCUUCAAGGAGCGGUCGUCAUCAACCAGUAGGCAGGCAUCGAGUGUGGCUAGCAGCGUAGCAUCUUCGGAAACCGACGAAACCCCGCCGUCCUCGCAGCCUAGCAAGUCGAUUUUGCCCAACAUUAAAGGCAGAGAUCUAUUCGAUGCCUCAAUAUGGGCGGAUCCCUUGAGAACAUCAGUGUUUUAUACCUUCGCCACAACUCUCCGAGAGAAGAUCAAAGAUGUAGAGCCCACGGAAUCUCAUCAUUUCAUUGGUCAUCUACGCAAUCGUGGGAAAUUGGUGCGAUGCUAUACGCAGAAUAUCGAUCAAAUUGAGGAGAAGGUUGGUCUUUCCACCUCACUUCAGGAAGGGCCGGGGCAUCGGGGCCGCUUCUCUAGGAAAUCUGUCGGGGCCGUCUUGGCGACGGCAGCAACGGGGAGCUCGUUAUCAGAGCCUGUUUCCGCAACACCAGAAGCAAACGAGUCGAAAGACUUGGAUGAAUCACGAGGGUCCGGCAGUGGCGGGGUUGCCGAAUCGGCCGACGCGACCGCCUCGGCCGAGCCACAGGCCCAGCAGCACGUCGACAAGAAGUCCAACGGCGUGGAAUGUGUUUUUCUGCAUGGAUCACUGGAGUCUCUCAGGUGUUUCCUUUGCGGCAAGAUUUGCGACUGGGAUGAAGCUGACCGAUCACACGAAACUCUCUCAGGGCGACAGCCGGAGUGCCCUUAUUGUGCGGGAGCAACGGCUGCGCGGCAGGAGAGGGGCAAGAGAGCGUUGGGUGUGGGCAAGUUGAGACCAGACAUCGUACUUUACGGCGAAGAACACCCGAACGCCCAUCUCAUUUCACCAAUCGUCACCCAUGACCUGGGACUCUCCCCGGACCUUCUCCUCAUUCUCGGCACGUCGCUGAAGGUCCAUGGCCUGAAGAUCCUUGUUAGGGAGUUCGCCAAGACCAUCCACAGCAGGGGUGGCAAAGUCGUCUUUGUCAACUUCACCAAGCCCCCAGAGAGUUCAUGGGGGGAUAUUAUCGACUACUGGGUCCAAUGGGACUGCGAUGCAUGGGUAUCUAACCUGAAGGAGAGAGUACCCUUGCUCUGGUUGCCGCCCGGCACAAAGUUACCCAAGAAGAAGAAGGAGAGCAACGAAAAGAUGAGGAAACGCCAGAGCUCUGCGGAUGAGAAGCCAAGGAUAGAGGCUGUAAAACCAUCCGCGACAUCGUCCACGGAUCUACCGCACGAGUCGCAAUCGGAGACGACACUGAAGCCUGAAAAGUCUUGCAAGGCUUCUGAGUUUUGUACGGCUCAGAAGCCGGACAAACUAGUCAAGAUCGAACGUCUGAUGACACCACCGGAGAUUGCUGCCCCCAAGAAUACACCUCAGAGGCCAAUGGCAGUUCGUGACGACAAGACGAAUGCUGCUUGGGUGACAUGGAAGGUGAUGGCUGAACUUCGCCGUAUUGUAGGCAGCAUUCCUCCGACAACAUCGGCAUCCCCUGUGGCCCUCCGUGUUGAAAAGGCAAAGACCAGGCGACCAAAAAAGUCUGCAUCGGCUGCUAUAUCGCGGCCAUCUCCAAUUCUCCCAGACCAGCCGGGGGAGAGUUUCCAGCGGAGACCAAUUGUGGCAGAGAUGAAGCAGGAGAAUGGCCCACCGGAGCUGAUCCUGAAUGAAAGUGUUGGUGCGCAAUUGGCCAUGCCAGGCGCCGCGGAAAGCUCCAUCUUUGCCGCUGUCAAAAUCAAUCCUCGGAUGCGGAAACGAAAGACGAUUGACGGCGAAGAGAUUUUCGUGCCUGGCAUGCUGCGUCCCGUCGCUGUUCGCCCUGCGUCACUUGCUAAAGCGCUCCCGCGGCCGACUCCACGACGAAUCAAGUCAACACAAGUCAAAGAGAGGCCGGUCGUUGUGUCGCCCAAGAUUCUCUCAGACAUUCAACAUCCAUCUAUGGACUCGCUCACGUUGCCACCUCUUCAAACGACCAAUGCACCCGCCGCUUCGUUGUCGAAACCUCAACCAAUGGAACCUCUUAGUUCCCCCGCGGGUCCAUUGUCGGCCAUCUCGUCUAAUACGCAGACUCGCAUCGACCCACGGAUCGCAAACCCCUUCUUUCUGUCGGACCCCCUCCUGUUAAGACUGAUCCAGGCGCCGGACUGGACCCCACCUCAAACCCAUGGUUUCAAGCCGCCCAAAGUCGAAAGAUAA
Molecule: messenger RNA, 3282 nt
Organism: Colletotrichum orchidophilum
Lineage: Eukaryota; Fungi; Ascomycota; Sordariomycetes; Glomerellales; Glomerellaceae
Product: Hst3 protein
Exons: 2
Coding region: 1-3282 (1093 amino acids)
Molecular function (GO): NAD+ binding
Source: RefSeq, a predicted model, not a curated record